Funneliformis mosseae is the source of this 294-nucleotide messenger RNA. The record is from the annotation of a GenBank genome assembly. Lineage: Eukaryota; Fungi; Glomeromycota; Glomeromycetes; Glomerales; Glomeraceae.
AUGGUAAAUACAAAUGCUCCAAGAAAGGUUCACAAGUUGACAAAACAACGUCGAAUUAAAAGAAAGAUUCGGUCAAAUAAUAAUAAAAUGCUGGGAAAGUUACGACCUAGUGAAAUGGUCAUUCACGGUAGACAUAGAUCUAAAAAGAAACAACAAAAGCUUGACAGAUUAAUUAGAAAUCAACAAAAUCACGGAAUGGAGAGCGGAAAAAUGAUAAUCGAAAAAAUCAAUACAGAAGAAGCACUAUCAACUCCCAAUACCAAAAUGGGAACCAUAAUGGAAGUAGAUCAUUAA